AUGGCUUGCAGUGUGCUAUCUAGCCAGGUCGCGGUUUCCGGCCUGGCUGCGCCCUGCGCGUCUCCUGUUGAUUCCAAGGAUGCUGUGUCAUGCCCGUCCGUGUCCUUCAGAAAUUCCGCCUUCUGCCAAGGAUCGAUCUCCAGAGCUGCCUUCCGCGCUACCAGCGCCAAGGUUUCUGUCCGCGCCGUCUCUGCUUCUGCACGCAGUGUCGUGGUUGCUAACCUGACAGGCGAGAAUCCCGACUGGAACGAUGACGACUUCGUCACCGUCGGCCUCGCGCACUGCUUCGUGAAGGACGAGAACGCGAAGCUCCAGGACAUGUUUGUCAUCGAAGCCAUUCCGGCAGGCGCGCUGGAGUGCAUGGAUAACGGCGGUGUCACAUGCUACACACACGUGACCGGCACGACCCUCGGGGUUGUGCUGAAGCAGGAUGCGUCUCUGCUGCCGGCCGAAUUCAGCAACGGCGUCUUUGCUGAGGACUUCGACUUCCGGACGAAGUGCGCAUCGAGGACUUGGAAGAGGCAACACCCACAGGAGCAUCUGCUGAAUCUGGUGCCGCUAGGCACGGUGAGGUCGGACUUCAACUUCUCAGUGGAGGACAAGCGUGUGCUCAACAUGGAGAACGUGGUGGACGACUCGGACAACAUCAAGCAGGACCUCAGCAUUGACGUCUAUGGCCGUGCCAAGGAGGAGAACGAGGAGAAGGAGAUUGAGAAGCUGUACAAUGUCUAG
Closterium sp. NIES-65 is the source of this 732-nucleotide messenger RNA. The record is from the annotation of a GenBank genome assembly. Lineage: Eukaryota; Viridiplantae; Streptophyta; Zygnematophyceae; Desmidiales; Closteriaceae.